Messenger RNA from Apus apus (common swift), 1673 nucleotides. Its product is annotated as ectonucleoside triphosphate diphosphohydrolase 4-like. The transcript is spliced from 10 exons. Gene Ontology annotation, molecular function: nucleoside diphosphate phosphatase activity. Gene Ontology annotation, biological process: nucleoside diphosphate catabolic process. The record is from RefSeq and is a predicted model, not a curated record. Lineage: Eukaryota; Metazoa; Chordata; Aves; Apodiformes; Apodidae. Bases 173 to 1621 code for a protein of 482 amino acids. Gene Ontology annotation, cellular component: membrane.
GUCACAUCCGGCGCGGCUCCCGGAAGCGGCGGCGCUGCCGUUGCUAUGCGGCGGGGCGGGAGGACCAGGAGAGAAAUGGCUUGGCUGCUGGUGGAUGUUCCCUGCCAGUCAGAGGGGACUGGCUGAUGUUUGAACCAUACCUGCUCCUUCUCUCUGCUGCUCAUCUCCCAAAAUGGGGAGGAUCAGCAUCUCCUGUCUGCUUCCUGCUUCUUGGCAUUUCAGCCUCUCUCCAGUGGGGUGUCCCAGGGUUCUCAACACCACUUUGAGGCAGGUGGUGGUGAUGGGAAUUGUGGCUGCUGCUGUUUCCCUGCUCUACUACUCCCUGGUGGUCAUCAGCAAAAAGUAUGGACGUGCUUCCAGGGACAAGAGAUUCCACAGAUAUCUUGCCAGGGUCACUGACACUGAAGCCACAGACACAAACAACCCCAACCUGAACUAUGGGAUCGUGGUGGAUUGUGGCAGCAGUGGCUCCAGGAUCUUUGUGUACUGUUGGCCAAGGCACAAUGGCAACCCCCACGACCUGCUGGACAUCAAGCAGAUGAGGGACAGAGACAGAAAGCCAGUGGUGAUGAAAAUUAAACCAGGCAUUUCAGAGUUUGCCAGCUCUCCUGAAAAGGUCAGUGAUUAUAUUUCUCCACUUCUGAGCUUUGCAGCUGAACAUGUGCCACGUGCAAAACACAAAGAGACUCCUCUUUAUAUUCUGUGUACUGCAGGGAUGAGGAUUCUGCCAGAAAGCCAGCAAAAGGCAAUCCUGGAAGAUCUGCUCACUGAUAUUCCUGUGCAGUUUGAUUUCCUGUUUUCAGACUCCCAUGCAGAGGUUAUUUCAGGGAAGCAGGAAGGAGUCUAUGCCUGGAUUGGGAUCAACUUUGUGCUUGGCAGAUUUGAACAUACAGAUGAUGAGGAUGAGGCCGUGGUGGAGGUGCAGGUCCCUGGCAGUGAGCACCGAGAGGCCGUUUUCCGCAAGAGGACGGUGGGGAUUCUUGACAUGGGCGGCGUCUCCACUCAGAUCGCGUAUGAAGUCCCUAAAACUGUAAGCUUUGCCUCUUCACAGCAGGAAGAAGUAGCCAAAAACUUACUUGCAGAGUUCAACCUGGGCUGUGAUGCCCACCAGACUGAGCACGUGUACAGGGUCUACGUUGCAACCUUCCUUGGCUUUGGAGGAAAUGCAGCACGUCAGAGAUAUGAGGAGAGCUUGUUCUCCAGCACAGUGCUGAAAAACAGACUGCUGGGCACACAGACUGGUCUGACUGUGGAUUCCCCCUGCCUGGACCCUUGCCUGCCCCUGGAUGCUCAGGAUGAGAUCCAGCAGAGUGGCCAGACCCUCUACCUGCGGGGCACAGGAGACUUCCAGCUGUGUCGGGAGAUCAUCCAGCCCUUCAUGAACAAGACCAAUGAAACCCAAACAUCCCUCAACGGGGUCUACCAGCCUGCUCUGCACUUCCAGAACAGUGAAUUUUAUGGCUUCUCAGAGUUCUACUACUGCACGGAGGACGUGCUGCGCAUGGGGGGGGAUUACAGUGCUGCUAAAUUCACGAAAGCUGCAAAGGUAAAGGAGCUCAAGUGGGUGAUAAACCUGGUUUCAUUCCACACUACUACUCUUGAGAAGCACUCUGGGCUGUAAAGCUUCCAGGAGGACUCUUCCUGGAAAGAUCCCAAAUCCUUUGAUGCCUCAG